Messenger RNA from Malania oleifera, 700 nucleotides. RefSeq lists its product as uncharacterized. The record is from RefSeq and is a predicted model, not a curated record. Lineage: Eukaryota; Viridiplantae; Streptophyta; Magnoliopsida; Santalales; Ximeniaceae. The transcript is spliced from 3 exons. The coding region runs from base 222 to 530 and encodes 102 amino acids.
CAAAUAUGUAUUUACGGAGGAGAUGCCAAGUGGGUUGCCGCCCAUUAGAGGCAUUGAGCAUCAAGUUGCUUUCGUACCUGGAGCCAUUAUUCCAAAUCGACCAGCCUGUAGGAUUAAUCCAGCAGAGACAAAAGAGCUUCAAAGGCAAGUUGAAGAUUUGAUGAGCAAGGGGUACGUGAGAGAGAGCAUGAGCCCAUGUGCAGUACUAGUGCCAAAGAAGGAUGGGACUUGGAGGAUGUGUGUUGAUUGCAAAGCGGUCAACAAUAUUACGAACAAAAGGUAUUGAGGUGGAUGAAGAGAAAGUCAAGGCCAUCAAGGAGUCACCAAAGCCUAAAGGCAUCACUGAGGUGAUGAUUCGAGGUCGAAUCCUUUUAAGGAGAGGAGGAAUGAUGGGCGCCAUGGUGGACCGAGUCUUAAAGAUCCCUUGCAAGUUCCAAAUGGGCCAAUCACAAAGUCAAGAGCUAAGAAGAUUAAGGAAGCAAUGCAAGGAUUGGUGCAAUCCACUUGGGCCGAGUUCGCAAAUUUAUUAAGUAGGACCCCAACAUUCAAGAUGGACUGGAAAGAAGUGGAACCAGCUUUAAUCCAUGUGAUACAAGCUACAGAGGGGGGCGGCAUUGCCUAGUGGUUUAGUGUAGACUGGUCCUAUUUUAUGUCUCUAUGGUUGUAGGCAUUUGGGCCUAUUUAAUUUAUUAGGUGGGCA